Zopfia rhizophila CBS 207.26 is the source of this 403-nucleotide messenger RNA. Lineage: Eukaryota; Fungi; Ascomycota; Dothideomycetes; Zopfiaceae. The record is from the annotation of a GenBank genome assembly.
UGCCAAAUCGCUUCUUGAACUUGCCCAGCCAGCCGGGUGAGAACUUAGGUAUUGGUUUGCCAGCGUAUUUAGGGAGGAUAACCUAUAGAUCUUUCGCCUUCGCCUGCAGAACUUCACCAGAGACAAGCUGCCCGCGGGCCUCAAGCUGCUGCUGCCAUAAAAAGAGUAUCUUUUCAAGUAGUUCCCACUUGCCAGAGCGCUGACGGAAGCUUAUAGAGCUGGCGGCAGGCGCAUUAUUAAGAUGUUUAUAGCAAUCCUUAAGCAAGUCAGAGAUAGUAGCCUGCCCAAGUUUACGGCCAUAUUACUGCUCAAACCAAGCAAUAAUAUCCUUCUGCUCUGGCUGCGGCUUCUGGGAGAAGUAACAAGCGCGUAGGGCCUGCCUUUCUACGUCGGAUAUAGCCUU